AUGCCGGCCCAGUUCGCCAGCGACCCGCCUCUGUGGCUGGCCCGCUAUCUGCCCAGCACGUGUCUCGACCGCGGCUACUUUGCCUGGUUUCUGCGGGAAUACGAGCCUCUGCUCCAGCGGUUCCUCGACGCCAUGCGACGCGCAGAACGCGAGCGGCAGACGACGACGACGACGACGACGACGCCAUCAGAGCAGACGCCGCUGUCGACUCUGAUGUACGACUCGUGGACCACGGGACGCGUCUGGUUCGACUAUGCGCUAAACAACUCCGACCAUGUCGACGGCAUCUAUUGGGCUGUGUUUCACCGGUCCGAGUCCGCGCCGGAGCUGCCCUCGGAGGCAAAGGCGGAGAUGGAGCGGUACGUGCAGUUUACCGCAUCCCAGCUCGCAGACUAUGAGGAUUCUUGGGAUUCGUAUUUCCUUGCCAAGGCAGAGGCGUAA
This is a messenger RNA of Sporothrix schenckii 1099-18, 441 nucleotides long. RefSeq lists its product as uncharacterized. Lineage: Eukaryota; Fungi; Ascomycota; Sordariomycetes; Ophiostomatales; Ophiostomataceae. The transcript has a single exon. Bases 1 to 441 code for a protein of 146 amino acids. The record is from RefSeq and is a predicted model, not a curated record.